AUGCCACGUGGAAAGGGUUUCCGCGGUCCCAGGCGGCCAAGAGGAGGAAUGCUGAGCGUUACACGCUCGGUUCCUUCAUGGAUGUCAUUGAGGUUAUGCCUCCUUUAAAACAAAAGGCUGCUCCCCACAGCUCUGACAAACAGAGCCAUGAGAACGCUGACAGAGAGAAUGCCGACAGAGAGAACGCUCACAGAGAAAACUGUUUGAAUUGCCGUAAGGCUCCUGAAAAUGUUCCAAACUCUAUCACAAAUGUUCCAAAGUCUGCUACAAGUGUUGCCAAAAGUGUUCCAAAGUCUACCAAAAGUGUUCCAAAGUCUGCCACAAGUGUUACUAAAAGUGUUCCAAAGUCUGCCACAAGUGUUACUAAAAGUGUUCCAAAGUCUGCCACAAGUGUUACUAAAAGUGUUCCAAAGUCUGCCACAAGUGUUACUAAAAGUGUUCCAGAGUCUGCCACAAGUGUUCCAGUGUCUAGCAAAAGCUGGAGUGAUGUUACCAGAGCUUCACUUGUCAAUAACUCUGGUUAUUUUCCACAGAAAGUCAUACGUGGUUCUUUCCAUCAGGGUGAUGCGCGAUUUGGUUCGAACAGAAACCGUCAGUGUGCAGUGAACAGUAUCACAGCAGUCAUGACGAGUGUGCUGAAGGAUGUGCUGACGUGGACAACAGAGGACCUGAAUGCUGUUCUGUUGCAUGGAGAUGAGCUGUACACAUCAAUGACACUGCAGGGGCAGAUCCACGAUCGAACAGGGCUGGGUCAUAUUUCUGUUGCAGAAAUGCCAAGACUGCACACACUUGAUAACACAACAUUCUCAAUAAAGCAUGGAGAAUCUUUCUGUGGUGUUAUUGGUGUUGAUGUCUAUGAUGAAUCAUUGCGAGAUGUGUCUAUGUCUAUAGAAGAAGCACUUCAAAGGGCUCUGCUUCAGUAUGAUGCAUCAUGUAACAUUGAAGUGGAUGAUCAGAGCACAAGUCGCAAUUUGCGAAAAAGGAAAUUAAAUGACACAGAAGAGUAUUCUAAAAGUAAAAGAGAACGUCAGAGAUACCACAGCGACUCCAAUUUCAGACAGAAAAAAACUGAGAACAUUAGAACGAAAUACUGUGAAGACAGUGAUUACAGGCAGAAAAAGAUUCAGGACAUCAGAAAGAAAUACGGUGAAGACAGUGAUUACAGGCAGAAAAAGAUUCAGGACAUCAGAAAGAAAUACGGUGAAGACAGUGAUUACAGGCAGAAAAAGAUUCAGGACAUCAGAAAGAAAUACGGUGAAGACAGUGAUUACAGGCAGAAAAAGAUUCAGGACAUCAGAAAGAAAUACGGUGAAGACAGUGAUUACAGGCAGAAAAAGAUUGAGAACAUCAGAACGAAAUACUGUGAAGACAGUGAAUAUAGGCAGAAAAAGAUUGAGAACAUCAGAAAGAAAUACGGUGAAGACAGUGAUUUCAAGGAGAAAAAAUUGGAAAAUCUUAGAGAUAAAUAUAAGAGCAAUAUCAAUGUACAACAGUCAAAACGUGAAAGAUCAAAGGAUAAAUAUCACGGAAACCCGAACUUUAAAGCAAGUGUAUGUGAAUAUUCAAAGAAUAAAUACAGCAAAAACCCCACCUUUAAAGCAAGCGUACGUGAAUACUCUAAAAAUAAAUAUCAUGACAAUGAAAAUUUCAGAAUGAGUAUAAUACAAAAAAGAGCUGAAAGUUCUGCAAAACAGAAGGACAGACAGAAAGAUAUCGAUUUUACUAUUAAUCAGUUUCAUCAAGAAGUCAGUACAGGUCCAGAAUUUGUUUGCAGUGUUUGUCAUCGUUUAUUGUUCAGAAAACAAGUUAUUGAAUGUAAAAGAGAUUGCUAUAAAAUCAGAGGUCAGCAAAUUACAGAUUUGGCUGAAAGAUGUAUUACAGAAAAGUAUUUACACAUAUGCAAUACUGAAUGUGAAAAUAGAUGCAAGUUAUCAGGUAAUUCAGCUUGUAAAUUGUGGAUUUGCUAUACAUGUCAUCGUAAAAUUCUGGGUGGAAAAUUGCCUGAAGAGAGUAUUGCCAACAACAUGCAUCUGGUGGACAUUCCAAAAGAACUAAAAGGUCUAAACUCAUUGGAGGAACAUCUUAUUGCCCGCAAUAUUCCUUUUAUGAAGUUGCUUUGUCUUCCACGUGGAAAACAGAAAGGCUGUCAUGGCCCAGUCGUCACCGUUCCUGUUAAUACUGCAGUUGUCUCAAAUAUUCUUCCACGUAAUGAAUGUGAUGAUCACAUGAUAAAAAUAAAACUGAAACGGAAAUUAACAUAUAAAGGCCAUUAUGAAUAUAAAUAUGUCAGCACUGAUCGUGUCAGACAUGCAUUGUCUUAUUUGAUGAGACAUAACAAGUGGUAUAAUGAUGUGGAGUUUAAUGAGCAGUGGAUAAACUCUUUGAAUGCAGCUGAUGAAGUUGAAAAUUGUGAUGAUGAUUUUGAAAUGGAGGAACAAGAUGUAACAGACAAAAAUGAAGAUGAGAAAGUAGUUCAAGAUGAUCCAGAAGAAGACAUAACAUAUAUUAAAGAACAAAGUGGUCUUUUGUCAGAUACAUCGCUGCAACCUGUUGAUCUGGGUUCAGAGAUAAUAGAUCAACAUUUUCAUGAUGUGCUGAAUGUAGCACCAGCUGAAGGUAACAGUCCUAUUAGACUGCUAUCCGAUAAAUCCAAUGAGGCAAAGUGUUUCCCUGUUCUCUAUCCUAUUGGUGGCCCGACAUUCCAUGAUGAAAGACCAGAAAAAAUCACAUUGUCAAGAUACCUGAAUGCAAGAUUACUAAAUGCAGAUGGACGUUUUGCACAGAGCACAGACUUCAUUUUUUAUGCACAAUAUUUAUCAGAACUUGAUCAAAUUGUAUCCAAUGUCUCAAUUGCACUUAGGAAAGGCUCUGAGAAAAAUUGCUUAAAAGUAACAGCAGAUAUGCUAACAAACUCUGAUUCCUUGAAAAGAAUAUUAAAUUAUGAUGAAGGAUAUAAGUUCUUAAGACCGGUAAGAGGGACACCUCCCUAUUGGAUGUCUACGCAAAAAGAUCUGUUUGCCCUAAUUAGACAACUAGGCAUACCUACUUUUUUUGCAUCUUUUAGUUCUGCUGAUCUGAGAUGGCCUGAAAUGAUGAACACUAUUAUUAAGCAAGAGGGGAAACAAAUAAAUGUCGAUGAGCUUGACUGGUCUGAAAAAUGUGGACUCAUAAGACGAAAUCCUGUCACUGCAGCAAGGAUGUUUGAUCACAGAUGGCAUUGUUUUCUAAAAAAUGUCAUAAUGUCUCCAGCAAAGCCUAUCGGCGAGAUAAAAGACUACUUUUAUCGUGUUGAAUUUCAACAACGUGGUUCUCCUCAUGUUCACUGUCUGUUUUGGGUGGAAGAUGCUCCGAAGCUCAAUGAUCAUGAUGCAGACAAUGAUGCUCUGGUUGCUGACUUUAUUGACACGUACAUCACUUGUGAGACACCACCAGAAAAUGACACUGUACUUUACGAGACAGUGAACAGUGUCCAGAAGCACAGUACAAGACAUUCAAAAACAUGUCGUAAGAAAAAUACAGUUUGUAGAUUUAAUUUUCCAAGACCGCCAUCUAGUCGGACCUUCAUUACAAGAGAAACCAAUGCAGAUGAGUUAAAAGGCAAUGGUGAAGAUACAACAGCAAAUGCAAUCAUAAAGAAAGUGAAAACCGCUUUAAACUCUGAUGUGAAUUUUGAUUCGGUUGAUGCCUUUUUUUCAUCUAUUGGGAUUAAUCAAACUAUGUUUGAAAAAGCAUACAACGAAUGUUCCAAAAAGAAAAGUAUUGUCUUAAAAAGAAAUCCAAAAGAUGUUUGGGUAAAUCAGUAUAACAGAGAUUUAAUGCGUGCUUGGCAAGGCAAUAUGGAUAUUCAGUAUGUUACAGAUGCUUUUUCUGUAGUGGUCUACAUACUAAGUUACAUUACAAAAGCAGAACAAGAAAUGGGACUCCUGCUUCAACGUGCACAAAAUGAAGCGAUGAAUGGAAAUCUUGAAGUUAAAGAAUCAUUAAAACAGUUGGGAAGUAUCUAUCUUCACAACAGAGAAAUUUCAGCUCAAGAGGCAGUGUACAGACUGACAGGCAUGCAUUUGAAGGAAUGUUCCCGUAAAGUACAAUUUAUUCCAAUAGGACAAAACCCUGUAAAGAUGAGUUUGCCUUUGCAUAUACUCCAAAACAAAAUGGAAAAUGACCAGUCUGAUGAUGAAAGCUAUUUGUGGAUGACAAGUGUCACUGACAGGUACAAGAACAGACCAGAGAAAGAACCUCUGGAAAAUCUAUGUCUUGCCAGUUUUUGUUCGGAAUACAGAGUUCUGACAAAAUCAGAGGUUUCCUCACAAAAAAAAAACAGCAGAAAAUGAAUUAUUAAACUCAAUAACAAUAACGGUCAUGUAAAACGGAGGACACGGACUGAACCUGCAGUAGUGAGGUAUCCAAGAUUUUCUCCCACAAAAGAUCCAGAAAAAUAUUAUCAUUCAUUAUUGCAGCUUUUCUUUCCACAUUAUGAUGACUCUGAUCUGAAGCCUAGCAAGUAUGACACAUAUGAGGAGUUUUACAACAGCGGUGUCAUAAAAAUGGGUUCUGAAGUGAAACAAGUCAAACUGAUUGUUGAUGGCAACAGAGCAUUGUUUGAAAAGGAAAGUGACAAAAUAGACAGAGCUAAACAGCUUUUGGAACAGGAUAUUGAUUUGGAAGAUGCUUGGGCCCAGAUUUGCCCUGAAACCGAAAAACAGCGUGAUGAAUGCAUCGAACUGAUGAAGGAUAAACUAUUGCUCGAUGAAGAUGACAGUCAAGAACUUAUUCCAGAUCUUACAGCAAACCCUCAAACUGUGUGUACCAUUGAAACAAACCACACUACAAUGCCUAGAGAGGAGGCACUGCAUUUACUAAGGUCAUUAAACAAGGAACAAUCUGCUGUGUUCUACAAAGUACGGAAAUGGUGUUUACAGAAAUUACUAGGACAAAACCCAGAACCAUUUCGAUUAUUUCUUACUGGUGGAGCAGGUACAGGAAAAAGUCAUCUAAUUAAAGCAAUACAAUAUGAAUCUUGCAGACUAUUAUCUCAACUUUCUGAGAAUCCUGAUGACAUUACUGUACUUUUGACAGCUUCAACCGGAGUUGCUAGCUUUGGCAUUGGAGGAGGAACUAUACAUAAUAAACUUUCAAUUGGUGCAAAUGCGAGACUGCCAUAUCAGCCUCUUAGCGAUGACAAAAUAAACUCGUUGCGUACAAAAUUGGGUACUUUGCAAAUUUUGAUUAUUGAUGAAGUGUCCAUGGUUGACCAUCGUCUUUUGUCAUACAUUCAUGGAAGGUUGCGACAAAUAAAACAAACUGGUGACUACUCUCUCUUUGGGAAAGUCAGUAUUCUUUGUGUUGGGGAUUUCUAUCAACUUCCUCCCGUAAAAGGAACCGCUCUCUAUGCUGAUACAAAGGGAGUGAACCUAUGGGAAAAGAACUUUGAACUUGCUGAAUUAACUAAAGUUGUUCGACAACAAGAUUCAAGUUUUGCUGAAAUGUUAAAUCGGCUCAGAGUACAUAAGAAAAAUGAAUGUCUUACCACCAAUGACAUUGGUAUGUUAAAAAAAUGUGAAUCAGGAGAUAAGUGUAAUGAUAUUCACAUAUUUGCUACAAAUGCUGAAGUUGAUAAAUAUAACAUUGAAAGGCUACAUGAAUGUUGCCCAGAGGCAAUUAGUAUAAACGCUCAAGAUUACGUCAAAAAUUCAAAAACUGGACGAAUGGAACGUAAAGUUGGAUUUCAUGCAAAAGUUUUCAACUCAUCUUUGUCUAAAUGUGUUUCCCUGGGUAUUGGAGCAAGAGUUAUGCUGAAAAAAAAUAUUGAGGUUGCUGAUGGUCUUGUCAAUGGAGCGUUUGGCACAGUUGUCCACAUAAGUGAAAGUCAAAACAAUGAUAAUGAUUUCCCAUCAGCUAUACACGUGGAGUUUGAUGAUCCAAAUGUCGGUAAAAUUCAGAGAUCUAAAACAUGCCAUAGAUUUUCCCAGAAUUCAACAGUAAUUGAAGUACAAGAAGAUCAAGUCACAAAUGAUGGUGGUAUAAGGCGUCAGUUUCCUCUCAGAUUGGCAUGGGCAUGCACAGUUCAUAAAGUGCAAGGACUCACAGUAGACAGAGCUGUUGUAUCACUUAAGAAAAUCUUUACAGCAGGGCAAGCAUAUGUUGCAUUGAGCAGAGUAAGAUCUCUCAGUGGCUUAAUAAUUGAGGACUUUAAAGACUCUGCCAUAUUUUGUAAUGACAAAAUUGAGUUGGCUAUGAAAGAUAUGCCAAAAUUGUCUAUGGAAAAGGACAGUUUCACUGAAUCACUUGGUAGAUUCAAAUUAGCAUUGCUUAAUGUACAAAGUCUGAAAGCUCAUUUUCAGGAUGUUCUUGCACAUACAGUUUUAAUGGAUGCUGAUUGUAUUUGUUUGACAGAAACCUGGCUAAAUGCUGAUGACAAAGCACAAGAACCACAAAUACCAGAAUUUGUGUUCAAGCACAAUCCAAGAGCUAACUGUUAUGACAAUAUUUUGUUUCAUGUUGAUUUAAUUUCUGUUGCCAUUGGCAAACUUGGCUUCUGGUUUCAAUGCCUCUGCCAUGACGUGUCAUGUCACUGCUCCAACGGAGUCCCUGAUCCUUCUGACUGCACCCUGAUCUGUCAUCUCCCUGGUUCCGCAACAGACUUCCAGACUUCUGGUUCAGCAGCAUAA
Messenger RNA from Carassius auratus (goldfish), 6668 nucleotides. RefSeq lists its product as uncharacterized. Gene Ontology annotation, molecular function: DNA helicase activity. Gene Ontology annotation, biological process: DNA repair; telomere maintenance. The record is from RefSeq and is a predicted model, not a curated record. Lineage: Eukaryota; Metazoa; Chordata; Actinopteri; Cypriniformes; Cyprinidae.